AUGACGUAUACUCUUCAAAAUCUGUUUAACGGUGGCAGCGAUGUUUCCGAUGUAUUUUCUGAAUUUCAGGGCCAGGAAAGGCCUUCAUCUUCAAAUGUUCUUAGUUCUGAAGAAUUGAGUAGUGCGGGGGAAGGAGAAAAUUCUGCACAAAAGAAACCAAAAACCAAAGGCUGUAAAACAACACCAGAGAACAAAGAAAAAGGUAAACGAAAACGUGGCAGACAACUGAAUAAAUUUUGCGAUUCUUGGCUCAACGACCCAGAAUUCAGUAAGUGGCUAGCAAAAUCAACAAAUAAAAAAAACGGACAUGAAUAUGCGUUUUGCAAAGUCUGUAACAGUGAAAUAAUUGCUCAUCGCAAUGAUAUUCGCCGACAUAGUUCCUCGGAGAAGCAUUCAUACAAUGCCAAGCAAAUAUUUACGAACCGAACAGUAGUGGAUAUGAAUUAUCUUGCUCCUGAUGAUCUUACCAAAAGGGCGGAGCUGAAACUGUGCAGUUUGUUGGCUACCAAUAAUCUGCCAUUCUCAUUGAUUUUUAAAAAACAUUUUUCCGGAUUCAAAAAUUGCGGCCAAAAUUGCUGUCAAACGAACCAAGGCUACGUCUAUGAUAACAGAAAGUUUAGGCAAAACUUUUAA
Messenger RNA from Brassicogethes aeneus, 633 nucleotides. The record is from the annotation of a GenBank genome assembly. Lineage: Eukaryota; Metazoa; Arthropoda; Insecta; Coleoptera; Nitidulidae.